UUGUCAAAUGCUGGAAUUCGCUGCCGAGCGAGCUAGUCCAAGCGACUUCCCAGGAGUCCUUUAAGAGGCGACUUGAUCUAUUCUUAAGGACUAAGGAUAGUAUCACACUAUGGUUUACUAAUUUCUUUUCCUCUUUUAUUCUUAACAUACCUAGGUUCCUGCCUGGAGGAUUUGAUGAUCCCUGUUACUAGACACGGAAGCCUAUCAAGCGAAAGUUUCUUCUAUUCCGUCCACAACCAUUUGAACCAUUUGAAGGUCACGAAGGCAUCGCUCAAAGGUCGUUCAUAAGUUGUAGUCCAACUACUGAAUGGAUGUUAAGUGACAAAAUAUUUUCUUUGACAACUUGGUUGUACAGUGACAAAUAGCUGGGUUUAUAGUUGGUUUUCCCUGAGUGAAUUUAAGGUGUUUUGGGAUCAAACAAUACUCACCUAUGGUUGAUCAGACUGGCCUGGAUGUAUGGACUUUAGAAUCAGAGAUUCAACUUUUUCAUGCUAUAUUGAAUCACAAACCCGUUGGUGCGGAUCGUCAUUUUCAGAUGAUAUAUGUAUGCAACCUUGUAAACUCGUUUGUGAGUGAUCCAAUUAGUACAGAUACUAUUUGGAAAAAGCUAGGUUCGUUGUAUAACAUGGAAGAGUUGCAUGAUUCUGAAGUUAAUCCGUUUCAAUCAAAGAUGAAGGAAUUCAGCCUCCCAGAAGAGUAUGACUCCCUGAAAUCCUUGAAGUAUCCUCGUGUGACAUCACAGAGUGGCAUAUCUGUUUCUCGAUCUCCACGUACUGAUUCCUUUAGUCAAAAAAGAACAAGGAAAUCUUUGCGUUCAGUUGACUCAAACACAACUCCAGUCUCUUCAACUAACUCACCGGCUACUACAACCGCUGGUUCUGUUACUUCACGAGAAAAAAGACGUUGAUUUCUGUUCCCAUAUUGAAUAUGCGAUUUGUUUUGUAUCACUAACAAAGUGUUUUGCAAUAAAUAUUUGUAUUCGCUUC
Schistosoma bovis is the source of this 986-nucleotide messenger RNA. Lineage: Eukaryota; Metazoa; Platyhelminthes; Trematoda; Strigeidida; Schistosomatidae. The record is from the annotation of a GenBank genome assembly.